Molecule: messenger RNA, 3989 nt
Organism: Fusarium verticillioides 7600
Lineage: Eukaryota; Fungi; Ascomycota; Sordariomycetes; Hypocreales; Nectriaceae
Exons: 2
Coding region: 695-3631 (978 amino acids)
Biological process (GO): DNA-templated transcription; regulation of DNA-templated transcription
Molecular function (GO): zinc ion binding; DNA-binding transcription factor activity, RNA polymerase II-specific; DNA binding
Source: RefSeq, a predicted model, not a curated record
CAGACCAGACCAGGCUCAAUUCCCUGUCGUCCACUUUCACAAUCAUAUUCGUUUUGUCAUUACAUCUUGUUCCUUUUGAUCCUUCUUUCAUUCCUAUUUUCUUAAUAAUUCCGUCUUAAUUAUUACUCAAUUAUAUCCAUCUUCUCUUACGUCACGGCACAACUCAACACGAAAGUCUGCGUCAACUCCUCUCUCAUCGCCUAAUCUCAUAACCCCUGGCCUACCUCACGAGCUUCAUUCUGUGCCGUCGCUUAUUAGUUUCAUGUUCCUGAUUGAUUACCCAAACCCAAUCCAGAACAUGCUCCUCAGCCAUUGAUGCACCCUUGCCCAGCUUUAAGGCUUUUGUCUCAUAUACGGGAAUACCACCAGUUUAACUCCUUCUCCUAGAACUUACGAAACAUUGCAACAAUCUCCUGUCGCAUUCGCAUCCCUUGCGUCCUCCUUCUCCGAGGUUGCAUUGCCUCGCCACCUGCUGCAUUGCAUAUUCGCCCAACAUCAACAGCCACAGUUUUCUGCAACACGCCCGGAAAGACGUCGAACCCCGCCGGUCAGCUUGUCACUCGUCAUCAUAACUCGGAUCGCUUAAACUCGCCUGGCUCCAUAUUGCGCCGGGCUUCUUCAACUCCCAACGACCCGUCCGCUUUUGCGCCCAACUACACGACCCCCCAGGAGAAGCAUCACCAUGUUCUAAGUCAUGAGCACCCAGACAAAUACGUCGGAUUCGGUUCCGCCGCCGCCGCGUCCCAUUCGUUUUGUACAUAAUCAAGGACAACCGCCUUCUAAGCGGCGCAGAAUCAACGCUGCGUGUUUGACCUGUCGGAAACGAAAGACGAGAUGCGCUGGCGAACGGCCUGUUUGCUCUACCUGCACCAAGAACGGCCACCAAUGUCUAGGAUACCCCGAGGAAAUCAAGAGGGAGGAUUGUGAGAAACCGUCGCUGUUGGAUAAGCAGGCCCACGAACGAGACGAGCACGAACCCCGCCACUACCAUGAUGAGAAUAUCAAGAUCGAGAAGGCGUCUAUGCCAGCGCAGCACGUGCCCGAAACUCCAAAUUCACAUGCCACUUCAGGGACGACAAUGUCGCUCGCAAACAUGAUCGAUCCAAAGGUUGAGGACCGCGAAACCCCGAAUGCGAUGGCGCAGAAUGAGCACCACCCUUCCGCUUUACCAACUUCUCCUACUGCUGGGCGACGCUCCGAAAGUCACCGCGUCCCCUAUUUCCGAUACUUUGGUCCAACUGCUAUUGUACCUGGCUUUAAACAAAUGGUUGUUUCUGUGCGCGAUCGCCGGCGCUCGACUGCUGGUUCACUGGCUGGGACAUCGCCGAUAUCAAUACAUAGCGGACCGCAAGGAAGCAGCUCGGCUGUUGGGAGCGAUGUGGUCAGCGAGGAGCUACCUACCUACGACCCAAACGAUUCAGCUCCAGUUCACCCACUAAUAAUCAGUCUCAUCAACACCUUCUUCGUGCAAAUGGGCUCCAGUUACCCAUUCCUUCGACAGUCAAAAUUCUUACGGAUGGUGAAAGAAAAGAGAGUUGAGCCAAUUCUGGUUGACUCAAUAUGCGCUUUGGCCGCCAGGUUCUCCGACUCACCAAUCCUUACAAACGGAAACGACAAAAUGCCAAGGAUGGAAAGGGGCGCAGUGUUUGCGCAAAGAGCCAGACAGGCCACUGUUGAUACGUUCCCAUGUCCGACUGUUGGCGCUGUGCAAGCUUGUCUCCUCAUGGCUUAUGAGGGCUUUGGAGCAGCCCAGGACAGCGCUCUGUGGAUGUAUCUCGGGCUUGCUAUUCGUAUGGCUGUCGACCUGGGGCUGCAAAAAGAGGUGGGAGUUCAGUAUCAUGGUGAGAAGGAUGCUUUGUAUUCUCAGAAUUGGGGCCGCCAUCCGGUUGACGAAGGAAGCUCCGAGGCGAAAGGAGGUGAAUCAAGUCAGCUGAGUGCUCAAGAGCAAAAAGAGCUCGUACAAGAAAGGAUGGAUACGUUUUGGGCGGUCUUUAUUCUUGACCGUGUCAUCUCAUCAGGGACGGGACGACCUGUCACAUUUCGAGAUGACGACUUGGAACUCUCAUUCCCGGAGCCUUUCAUCGAUCCAGCGACUGGUUGGCCAGCUCCCUACCCGAUCUUCCUACAAAUAAUCCACCUCUACGGCCGUGUAUGCGACAUUCUCAACAAAAUUCGCAAUGCGCAGGAUCUCACCAAGGAAACAUGGGACAAGCUUGGUGAGAUGGAGCAUGAGCUGACCAGGCUCUACAAGAGUUGGGACUGGCGGCUACAGUUUAAUGUCAACAACUUCAAAGCGUAUUUGGGAGCAGGUCAGGGCACCACGUUCAUCCUGCUUCAUUUCUGGUUCCAUGCUCUCUUCAUCAUCCUUCACCAGCCGACUCUCCUUACACCCUUUGCUGAACUCCGCAGUGAGUUACAGCUCUUACCAGACAGUCGCGAGCUUAGUAUGAGCAGCGCCAAAACGAUUUGCGACAUCUUGUCUUUUGCAGACUUGAUAGACUCCAAGAGUUUCAUUGGAAAUCCUUUUGUUAGUCAGCCAAUUUACAUUGCAGCUUGCGCCUUCGUGAUGGAGUCGAGCGCAAACGCAUCAGGCUCACCCUCACGGGCCAACUCGCCCCCAGGCGGGCAUCAUCCGGAUGCUCCAGGAGGCAAUAAACCUCGAGAGGCCAAAACCUCACGACACUCUUUGUUGGCUUCGGCAGCAAAUCAGAACUACCAAAAGUGCUUUAAUUCUCUGCAACAGGUGCAAAUGUACUGGGGUGGAGCUACCUAUAUCAUCACUGCAUUGGACCAGAGGGCCAAAGGAAUAUGGGAUUGCGAAACAUAUACAGCGGAAGAGUAUGAGAGCACUAAAGCUGGACGCAAGAGCAGCAGUGGCGCAUUGAACAACCCGUUCCCCAAAUUUGAGAAUAAGGCAUCACCAAGGAUGUCAGGACCGCCUAUAGCAUGGACUCUGGCAGGAACUGCUAAUUCUCCAAACUCGAGCCUGACGCUCAUGUAUCAGAAUCGAGACUCCACGCCGGGAACUGGAGCUCAAACUUCACAGCCGGCACGAGCUCCCAGCACACCACCUGGCAAUAUGAUAUUUGACCCUAUUCGACAGAGUUUACCAGACUCAUCGGGCAUGCUUGCGCCAGCUUAUCCCCAGCCCAACGUCUCAGCUGUGCGGCAAUCGUCCCGACCGGUUGGGCCCCGUCGAACUUCGAACCUUUCAGCGACGAGUACGCAAACUCGUCCUACUGUUCAAUUUGAUGGAUUGCCCGAGGACUGUGAGGCCAAUGACAUUUACACCACUGGGUCGAGGUUUACGCCGACAAAUCCACCUUCUACUGCUUUUGAUACAUACAGUGUCUCGCCACCAACUGCGAUGGCUGAAAAUGGCGUGAACCCAGCCACGACUCUUUCAGGGGCAAACGCCAUGUAUUUUGGCCAAACAAGUUUCCCAUAUGCGAUGCCCUGGGGAAAUAUGGGGAGCAUGGAUGGCAUCACUUUUGACAGCCAGGAUAUAGACAUUGCUGCUUUGGGGCUGCAGCAAUCAGACAUGAUGGGGCCUUGGUUAGACUACAUACCUUCAGAUGUGUUGAGUCUUUUUGAGCACCAGCAUCCGCACAUGGGUCAGGGCGGUCAGUGAUUCGGCGGACUUAUUUAAUAGAUCUGAGCAUGUCAAAUCGCAUAUACCCACGACGGAUGGCCCGGUAUAUUUAUGAGGCGUAUUUGGUACACAUGUAUGGCGUUUGGUGGGAGCAAUAAAAGAGGGCUAAUACGUUAUACCAAGUUUACUAAGAUCGAGCUUGGCGCAGUAGGUGUAUGGAAAUAGGAUUGCCUUUUAAUGAUAUGUUGCUUGGUACCUAUACUUUUGAUAGCAUUCGCCUGUACCUCUUGGGGUAAUGCAGCGGUAGACUACACUGAACAGACGUGACUCGUGAGGAUAUGAAUCCAGAGUGAGUAUAGACGUGAAGUCUGUAAGCUGUGGCCGUUGGCGCUUCGAC